CGCAUUGCUUUGCAGCGCCGAGAUCAAAACGCCGCGCGAGGAGCGCACAUCUGGCUGCCCCACGGAAGCAUUCGUGAGCGGACAGGCACCGUCGCACGUGGUGCUGCGCCUCGACUGGCGUCGCGCCCAGUUCUGACAUACAUCUCAGUAUGGUACCAUCAUGACCUAAACGAUGCUGCGUGAGAGGGACCUCAUUGCGCGCGUGCGCCGCACGAAGAAACCAGAAACGCUGCCCGCCGUCGUCGAAGCGGCAACGAAGGCCCCGUUCCCUGGGCGGUUGAGGAGACCGUCGGCCCAGAAAGCAAGAGGACCGCUGCCGCACACUGGAUUAAAGAACCUGGGCAACACAUGUUUUAUGAAUGCAACAUUACAAUGUUUGUUUGGUUGUUCGGAAUUCUGUGCCGGAUUUGUCGAGAGACAGUAUCCGCUCGCGGCGAAAUCUCCCUCUUCCGGAAAGAUAGCCAUGGCCUUUGCCGAAUUGCUUGGAGAUAUCGCCCAAGAUAAACCUAUCGUGUCUCCAUCAAAUCUCAGGAAGAGUCUGACGAAGAUCGCGCCCCAGUUCCGAGGCAACGGCCAGCACGACUCCCAGGAAUUACUUCGGUGUCUCUUGGACGGCCUCGCGGAGGAUUUGAAGCGGCCGCCGCCGCCGUCACCUGUCACGUUACCACGGCAGGAGAAUACGGAGAUAGUGGAGGAGGCGCAUUGUGAGGCGUGGCGGACCUAUGUACGUGAUAAUGCCUCGCCCGUUUCGGAUCACUUCGCCGGGUUGCUAAGGAGCACGGUCGAGUGCUGUAAAUGCAGUCAUCGAUCGAUACGGUACGACCCCUACCUCGACCUGUCGCUGCCGCUGCCGCCGCCUCCAUCAUCAACCGUGCGGAGCCCGCUCUCGGCGAAGCUGCAGAAGGGAUCUACGAGUUGUACGCUCGAGAAGUGUAUGGAACAGUUCACAGCUACUGAAGAUUUAACGGAAAAAAUAACCUGUGAAAAGUGCAAGAAGCCGCAGAAGUCGAAGAAGUCUCUGACUUUGCAGACGUGGCCCCGCAUCCUGGUGUUGCACGUGAAGCGCUUCUCGUACACGGAGACGCGGAGAGAAAAACUCGACACCCUGGUCACGUUCCCGACGGAGGGCCUCGAUCUCAGUCCGUUCGCGUCCGAGGACCGGCGGAGCGUCCCGGCCGUCUACGACCUCUUCGCGACGACGGACCAUUUAGGAGCGUCCGGCGCGGCGGGCCACUACGUCGCGCACCGCAAAGACCAAAGCGGCUGGCGUACGUUUGAUGAUACGACGCACGCGCCGACGGCGGCCGAGCGGCUCCAGGGCGGCGCCGCCUACGUGCUCUGGUACCGGCGGCGCGACGGCGGCGCGCCACCAGCGAAACCUAAGUUAGUUUAG
Messenger RNA from Pelagomonas calceolata, 1393 nucleotides. The record is from the annotation of a GenBank genome assembly. Lineage: Eukaryota; Pelagophyceae; Pelagomonadales; Pelagomonadaceae.